Schistocerca americana (American grasshopper) is the source of this 1764-nucleotide messenger RNA. RefSeq lists its product as uncharacterized. NCBI's taxonomy places the organism in Eukaryota, Metazoa, Arthropoda, Insecta, Orthoptera, Acrididae. The coding region runs from base 44 to 553 and encodes 169 amino acids. The record is from RefSeq and is a predicted model, not a curated record. The transcript has 4 exons.
GUUAUGACAGAGAGCAGCUUGUCAACGGCGGGUGUGGCAGAAAAUGAAAUCGUAUAGACAUUGGUUUAUUGUUUUCCAAUGUAUAACAUCUUUGUUUGUACGGGGAACCUCCAGUGCUCAGUGUUGGCUAAAUGGGGACGAACUGAGCCUGGAAAACACAAAUGGAACAAGUGCUUCCCUGAGACGGAAAGAAGGGCUUCUGACGUGCCCUGGUCCAGGUGACCCUAGUCAUUAUACAGAGUGCUGUUGGGAUUCACGUUAUCAGUGCUGCCCUGUCCAGUCAGCAGCCUCAAUGGAUGAUCAGCUUGUGAAGGUUGUUGGUGUUGCUGUCAUAUCCUCCUGCCUACUCCUGACUGUGGGUACUAUUGUCUGCUGCUUCUGGAGCCGGUGCCCUCUCUACAAUGCCUGUCGCAUCAACUACACACAUGGCACCAGUAUAGCAUAUGCCAAAGAUGAUGAUGUAGCAAAUGGAAUAAUGCCUCCAGAAGAAAAAAGCAAUCAGCAUCACUAUACACCAAAUGCUGUAAACAUCAAACAAUUUGAAAAUGUCUAGAUCUCAGUGAUUAAUGUUUUAAAGUUCCUAGUUGGUAAUAUGCAGAUUUUUUUAUUUUUAUUCUUUUUUUGUCUUGGUGUUGCACAGAAGUUGCCUGUAAGAUACUUACAGGCCCUUGCAAAUGACCACAAUGAUAUUAUAGUAAUUUGAAUGCAUGAGAGAGAUUCACUUCUGAACCAAAGAAAAAUCAAAAAACACUGCAUAGUCUGUAUAAUAGCAUUUAUAACUAAUUUAUAACUAUGUACAACUUUGGCAGCAGUGGCAUUAUUUUUGUGUGUUUUAAAGUGGUAUAAUUUUAGGAAGCAAUUCUAUUCUAGACACCUUACAAGAAAUACUGUAAUGGUAUAAUUAUGCUUGAGCAUUAGAUGGGUGUGGCAUGCUGAACACACACUGGAUAAUGUCCACAAAUGUCAGUGACAUGUAUAUGUGAAUUCUGUUUCUGUGAGUGGUAGACUGAUUGCUUAUAGUAGGACCGCACAGACAGUUUGAAGUUCGGUAGCUCUUGGUUUGUGUACCAUGCUCAUUGUGUGCCAUUUCUUCUAUCAGCAAAAUUAUGUUAAUGUAGCAGUUUUGACCUCUGUCCUAUAGAUCUUAUUGUUCAACUUGAACAGAAAAAUUUCACAUUGUUGUGUAAGGGAAGCGUGUAAAUUUUCAGCAACCACAUGAAACUGGAAAAGAAGCAGUGGGUGAAGAGAAUGGGAAAUGUUGUACAGAAACAGAUGUUUUCAGUCUUGUGAAUUAGUAAUUAGGGUAGUGUAAUUUCUUUAACUGAUGAUGUACUGAAAAGUCAAAACUACAUUUUGUAAAUAAGCUAUUGCAAUUAGCUUCUACGUAUGUCUAGAAACUUCAUUGUGAGUCUACGUGGUAUGAAAAUUUUCACUUGGUUGUUUGUUAAAUGUAUGAAAUUAACUUGACAGUUGUUCUCAUGUGGUUGUACUAGAUACUGGAAUUAGCACUGUUUUUAGUGAAUGUAUAUUGCUAAGUAGUAUUUUGGAUAAGGCUGCUCUGACACAGCCUUUGGUGUCUAGUGCCUUAUAUUUUAUGCCAUCACUAAGAGCUUCUUAACUGAAGUGUCUUCAAAUUUAUCAGAAUGCUAAGACUGUAAUUUCUCUGCUCAGCCAUAAAAAGUCCAGUCCACAAUUAUAACAGACCACUUCUGUACAUUUAGUUAAAAUUUGCUUUCUAGGAAACUUUCGGUCAGAUACGCACAU